CCCUAUAGUUAUUUAAUAGAUACUGAACACGUCGCAUCACUUCCAGGCUCCUUUAUUUACACUAUCACUCGGCAGAAAUCUUCAAGAGACUCUGAGAAGAUCACUCCUGCUCUAUAUUCAUCCGCGAUAUAUCCUUUUUCCCCGCUGCAAACUCGUUGAUUGACAUCUGCAAUGGCGAUCCGAAUCCCUAUCGACGCGCUGACCUCGCGCUUUGCCGAACGCUUCAACAGCGUACGCUCGCAGUCGAUGAGCACGCGGUUUGCGAACUUGCGCCCUAUCUCCGAGUUCCUGGACAUUAAGCGCGUGUCCAAGCCCGCGCACUUCGGCGAGGUCCAGAGCCGUGUGAACUACAAUCUGUCCUACUUCUCCAGCAACUAUGCCGCCGUUUUCGUCAUGCUGAGCAUCUACUCGCUGCUCACCAACCCGGUCCUGCUAUUUGUCAUCGUUCUGGUGACCGGUGGUCUAUACGGCAUCGGCAAGUUGAACGGUCGCGAUCUGGAUGUGGGCUUCAUGCGGGCUACCACCCCGCAGCUGUACACUUACCUGUUGAUCGUCGCGAUCCCGCUGGGUCUGUACGCGUCCACGAUUUCGACCGUGCUCUGGCUCAUCGGCGCCACGGGUGUGGUUGUCUUUGGCCACGCCGCGUUCAUGGAUAAACCCAUCGAGAAUGCUUUUUCCGAGGAGGCGGUCUAGGUGGUCGGCCGCGAACUCCUUACGAUAUGCCCCCAUGGGGAAGACCACCAGGGGCACGCAUGGGGAGACCGACGGGGAGGCUGAGGAAGCAAUUGAUGGAUGGAGAUGUACGUGUGGAGGAGAUCGACAGCGAGGCGGAAGCAGAGGAGGCAGCAGCAGCAGCAGCAGCAGCAGCAGUGGUGACGGCGGGCUACAGUCGGGGUGUAUUGCGGAAUAA
This is a messenger RNA of Penicilliopsis zonata CBS 506.65, 910 nucleotides long. RefSeq lists its product as hypothetical. Gene Ontology annotation, cellular component: Golgi apparatus. Lineage: Eukaryota; Fungi; Ascomycota; Eurotiomycetes; Eurotiales; Aspergillaceae. The record is from RefSeq and is a predicted model, not a curated record. Bases 172 to 693 code for a protein of 173 amino acids. The transcript has 2 exons.